This is a messenger RNA of Cuscuta epithymum, 928 nucleotides long. The record is from the annotation of a GenBank genome assembly. NCBI's taxonomy places the organism in Eukaryota, Viridiplantae, Streptophyta, Magnoliopsida, Solanales, Convolvulaceae.
CUUAAUUCCAAUUCAUUAAUUAAUCAAGCUGAUCGAUCGAGCUCUGUCUGAUCUCUGUCUCGAUCGAUUAAAGCUAGAGAUGGCAGAGAUGGUGAAUGAUUUGGCGAAUGAGCAUCCAGUGGUGUUAUUCCGAAAGGACGAGGAGUGCUGCCAGUGUGAAAGCAUCAUUUCCCUAGUUCAAGGCAAUUAUGGGGCAUCACUUCAGAUAUACAACCUCGACGAACAGGAGGAGGGAGACGCAAUGAAGGAGCAUCUCCAGAGUCUGGGCCAGCUCCCCGCAGUGUACAUGGGUGGCAACCAUCUUGGCUCUACAGAAGAACUUCUUUCCAUGAGCAUAACGGGAACUCUCAAACCAACACUUCUUCAAGUCGGUGCUAUUUUUCUCUAAACACGACCCUGCCUACUCUACACAUAUUGAGUUGGAUAAAAUAAAACAAGGUUGUUCUUAAACAAGUUUAUGUUUUACAAAAGCACAAUUAUUAAAAUGAUUAACUAAAAAGGCCAGGCCAGCUGACCAAGUAUGGAGAUAAUAUAAAUAUAUAUAGUACUAUACGUACUCCUCCGGCCGUAUAGGCGGAGUACUCCGUAUAUUAUUGCAUGCAUGCAAGAUAUGCAUGUAUGUUUUCUAUCAUCCUAUAUAUGUAUAUAUAUAUAUAUAUGCAAGAUGGUUUGAGUUUGUCCUUCCUAUAUACUAUCGUAUAUAGAUAGUACGGAGUAUAUUGUAUGCAUGUGUACCAGCCUAUAUAUAUACAUAUACGUAUGUACUUUUAUUGGUCGGUUGUCCAAUAUAAUUACAUUGUACGUAUCAUCUCAUCUGGCAGGAUAGAUUGAAUAAAGCUAAGUGCACGCCAUCAAUGUUUUUCUGUAUGUGUCCUCCCUCGAUCAUAUAUACUGUAUACAAAGUAUGAUACAAUUGAAUAAAUUUUGC